AUGAAAAUUUACGUAUUUCUCGCCUUCGUGCUUUGCUCUUACGCUGCAGAUGUGAAAGAGACAACAAAGGAAGCGGAGCCUGCUACAAACAAAGACAAACGACAAAUACAAGAUGAACUUGUUCCCACACAUAUACAAUAUAGAGUAGCUCGUAAACAGGAGCCAGUAGCACCUGUUGAAGAAUUGCAAGAGGAUGACAAGCCCAACAGUCGAUCUGACUCCGAGGAAUAUCGUCCGGGACAAGUAAUUUCUGUGAACGCUCGAGAAUUAUUGGAAUUGCAACCAGAAAGAAAAGCACCUCUCUCUAGCAACCAGUUGCUGCAACAGCUGUAUGCGAAUCCGCAACCUGAACACAAUCAAAACAUUCAACAAAUUUACUACCUCGAUCAAGGAGGACGUCAGGUGGCGCUUCAGCCCUCGCACGCCGUGAUUGCCCGACCUGACUACACUUCCAAUGGUGGUGAAGCUUCAGUGGGCGCUGCAUUGUCGGUCAGUGAUAAUGGCGCCAGCAGCAGGGAUGUCUACAACCAGGACCUAUUUGCUCUACUGGGACAAUCACCUGUGCGACAGGAAGAACUUCGUCAACAUUCAUACUCCCAACCCCAACCAGCACAACAUGUACAACCAGCGCAGCGUGCACAACCGGUUCAGCAAGCCUCUACAGUUCAGAGUGUCGCACCUCAAUAUCAACAGGUGGACAGAUACAUUUCCAAGCCAAGCAAAAAAUCCAAGGUUCACAACAAAGCACAAUCAACUCCACCUCAACCAUCACCAGCUCCUCAACAGUAUUUGAUUGAAACUACAAACGUUCAGCAACAGCAGACACAGCAACAAUCUCAGCUACAAUCACCACUAUACCGCCCAGCUCCUCAGUCACAAAGAGCAUCACAGGCUUUACGUUAUGUAUCAAUUCCUCAGGCUCAACAAGUCUCACAGCAAGUACUAUAUGAACAUCCAGAAUCGCAAGGACUGAAAAUUGUUCCUGCUCCCAAGUUACAGCCACAGCAACCCAGAGCUCAACCAAACUAUAGGCUUUUGGCUCAGUACCAACCAGAGGCUCAGCCUAAACAAUACAGAAUUCUUGAGGCACCCAGACAAGCAAUGAGAUCACAAGAACAGCGUCAACCAAGUCAAAGCGUUGAAAGAUCCGUCACCUAUUUGAAACGUUUUCCUGAAUACGAAAAAAUGCGAUCUGUCAAAAUUUAUGACCCUAUCAUCGCUGAAGGGUUACCUCAGAAUACUCAAAUUAUUGGGGAUCAACAAUAUUAUCUUCGUCCAGUAUACAGAGGAAAUGAACAACGACCACGGUAUGAGAUGCCUAUGCAAAUUAAACCUGAACAAAGAGUUGAAUCAUCAAAGCCAGCACAGUCUACCAUUUAUGUUAGUAAAAACUUAGUUCCAAGAAAACUAGCAAGGCCUCAACCAUAUAGAGAACAGAGCACAAAAGUUGAUCAGCCAGUACAACCACAUUAUGACCAAGUAAACAUUGAACAACACGGUCAGACCUUAGAAGAACAAAGAGCGCGCCUGCCUCCCCCUAAAAACAAUAAGGCGUAUACUCCUGAAGAGUUUGCAGCUUUGGUAGCAGCUGGCUAUUCAGUGACCCCUGUACCAUUCAGUGCCGCAAACUUACAUGAAGCCCAGUCAAGGUCAUCAAUGGACUCAUUGUCGAUGUAUCCGAAACGUUUCAUUCGACCUAUGGCAAGUAGACGUCAUCAGUAUCUUCCUCUUCGAGGAGACGACGCGCCUUAA
Arctia plantaginis is the source of this 1752-nucleotide messenger RNA. NCBI's taxonomy places the organism in Eukaryota, Metazoa, Arthropoda, Insecta, Lepidoptera, Erebidae. The record is from the annotation of a GenBank genome assembly.